Daucus carota subsp. sativus is the source of this 1615-nucleotide messenger RNA. RefSeq lists its product as uncharacterized. Gene Ontology annotation, molecular function: short-chain carboxylesterase activity; monoacylglycerol lipase activity. The coding region runs from base 279 to 1589 and encodes 436 amino acids. The transcript is spliced from 13 exons. NCBI's taxonomy places the organism in Eukaryota, Viridiplantae, Streptophyta, Magnoliopsida, Apiales, Apiaceae. The record is from RefSeq and is a predicted model, not a curated record.
UGUUGACUCAUUUCUUAUGUUGUGUUGUGGUCACUUGACACUCUGGUUAAACAUGAUGCAAACACAAAUCGUUCUGCAUACUGGCCCAUGUACCUUUUCAAUCCUAAGCUUUCCAAAACUUUUUCUACCACUAUUAACGGGAUUUUGUAUCUUAAUUAUGAGUUAAACAUGGUAAAUAAUUGGCCUAAUCAUAGUUAUAACAAAUUUAAAUUCUCAUCAUUACUUAGAUUUUAUAGCAUAUGAAACAAUUCAAGAUAAAAAGAAGCUUUACUGCAUAGAUGGAUUGCCUAGAAUCUACCGAUACAUCAUCAACAGCUUCGAUUCAAUGUUUUAAGCUCCUUGUUAAGAUGGCCACUAUGAUACCCACAAAUCAUUUCAUUGUAGCAUUUGCAUGUAUUUUUACGGCAACUCUGUACUACGUUUUGGAGUUUCAUUUGUGUGAAGUUCUGUUUCAAGGCGGCUCUCUCGUCACUCUAACCUAUAAUCCAGAGUCCCAUGUUUAUAGAAAUGUUGUAUCCAAGUGUAGCAUUCUUCACGGCAGAUACUGUGCAACCCCGUGGCUUUCGAGUCCGCACUUGCAGACUAUGCUUCUGGAGUUUGUGGCUAAGCCUCCUGAAUUUAGCUACAAAAGAGAAAUCUUCCUUUCUUCUGAUGGUGGGACUUUUGCUUUGGAUUGGCUAAUGAGUUCUGAUGUUUUACAUUCUGAAAAUGAGAAUGACAUACUCUGGAAUAAAGGUACAACUCCGACAGUAUUAGUUAUUCCAGGCUUGACAAGCGACUCUACUGCUGCUUAUAUACGACAUCUAGUCCAUACUACAGCUAUACGAGGAUGGAAUGCUGUGGUUUGUAAUCACCGGGGAAUGGCUGGUGUUCCAUUCACAUCAGAUCGUGCUUACAAUUCUGGAUGGACAACAGAUGUGCGUGAUGUUAUAGACCAUCUCCAUCACAAAUACCCGGAGGUUCCAUUAUUUGCUGUGGGGACUAGUAUUGGUGCCAACAUUCUGGUAAAGUAUCUUGGAGAAUACGGGGAAACUGUUCCUCUUGCAGGUGCUGCUGCUAUAUGCUCUCCUUGGGACCUGCUGAUUGGUUCAAGAUAUAUAGCUCGGACACUCAUACAGAACCUUUAUGGCAUUAUUCUUACCAUGGGCCUUAAGAGUUAUGCAAAAUCAAAUCAAACUCACUUCACGCGCCUUGCUGAUUGGGAAGGUAUCAUGAAGUCUCGACAUAUGCCAGAGUUUGACAAAGCUGUGACUUGUGCCAUGGAAAAUUUUGAGACUGCAGAUGCAUUCUACAGGUGGUGUAGUUCUGCUGCUUAUACAAGAGAUGUGGCAGUCCCACUACUAUCUAUAAGUUCUUUGGACGAUCCUGUUUGCACAGUGGAAGCAAUCCCAUGGCACGAAUGCAGAGCAAAUAAAAACAUCGUUUUUGCAACAACAAAGCACGGUGGACAUCUUGGUUUUUUUGAAGGCAUAAGAGCACCUAGCUUAUGGUGGGUGCGUGCAGUGAACGAAUUUCUCAGUGUUCUACAUUCGACCUCUAUGCAGAGACAUAACAAGGUGAUAGUCAUGUCCAGAAGCAAUACUAGGUAAGAUUGAGAUUCCCAGAGAAACCGAAA